Messenger RNA from Tachysurus fulvidraco (yellow catfish), 4406 nucleotides. It is a transcript of the gene ncapd3, whose product is annotated as non-SMC condensin II complex, subunit D3. Bases 57 to 4274 code for a protein of 1405 amino acids. The transcript has 35 exons. Gene Ontology annotation, cellular component: condensin complex; condensed chromosome, centromeric region. Gene Ontology annotation, molecular function: histone binding. Gene Ontology annotation, biological process: meiotic chromosome condensation; mitotic chromosome condensation. The record is from RefSeq and is a predicted model, not a curated record. NCBI's taxonomy places the organism in Eukaryota, Metazoa, Chordata, Actinopteri, Siluriformes, Bagridae.
GCGCGGUGCAUGUCGGGAGUAAGGUCUGGCGAUUGGCGCGCGGAUUCGAAGGGAAAAUGGAGUUGAUGCGCGCGAUACAGUUACUGAAGUUAAACUCUGUAUCUACAGCCUGGGUGGAUGUGGUGUGGGAGUGUGAGUUCACGGAUGCUGAGCCCCUCGACCCCGCUAUCAAAGAGGAAAUCAAUGAAGACAUGAACGUAUUUAAGAAGGUCUACAAGCAGCUGCUGCCUUUCUCUUCCGAAGACGACAGCACUCGGAGCGCGUGGAAUUUGUUUGGAGAAAACGGCGUGUCUGUGAAGUCCCUGGUGGCCGUGCUGGCGUUCUUCAUCCUCGAUGCCAAAACCAAAUCGCCCAGCGUCGAGCAGAGACGUCACAGCCUGCAGGCAGCCUCGCUCUACCUGCUGCUUCUUAGAAUCCCAGGCAGCGUAGCCAAUAAAGUGUUCCAUCAGAUCCUGUUCGACACGUGUCUGGAUGUGGUGCUGAAAUGCUGGCCGCAGAACUCGGGGAAGAAGCGCAAGAAAGAUACGCUGAAGAGCUCGCAAGGUGACCCCAAGAGCGGGAAACGGGCCAAACCACUGAAGAAAGUCCCCGAAGAGAUGGAGAUCGCUGAGGAAGAUGAAGACGAUGAAGACGAGGAGGUGUAUUUUUCAGCUCAGGAUCUGUUGGGAAUGCGCGAGGAUGUGGUCGGACUCAUCCAGACUCUGCUCAAGCUGCUGGAGAAGUUUUCGCUCAGGGACAAACCGCAGAGCGCCGACAGCUGCAUGCGGUUGUUCACCGAACUCACCAACUUCGAGCCAGUCGUCGGAGAGCUUUCCUUCUCUGAGAAACGUGAUGUGGACAAACUGAGGAGCCUUCCUGAGCUCGCCUAUCAUGGCCUUUGGCUUCUCUGCUCCUCUAACCACGGUGAAGGAGACGAGUGUCGCCGGCGUGUCUUCCACCGAAUGCUGUACGUCAUUCUGAUGAUGAGGAAGGACAGAGCCAAGCCUUGUCUGCUCGCCCCGACCCAGGCCGUCUGCAGCGCCAGAGACCAGGCCAUCGUCUUCAUCAGUCAUCUUGUCGAUGAACAGACUGAUGCCACAUUGCCUCUGCUGAAGAUCCUCAUACAGCACAUCUGUCACCAGAUGGUGGAGAAGGCAGAAUACCGUGCUAGCGGUGCUAAAGCUAUCGGGAAGCUGGUGACUAAGAUGCCAUGUAACAAUUAUGCCACUUUUGUCAAGUGGCUUUCAAAUUAUUCUCUUAAUAUCAGGGUGUCAUUCCGCAUGUUUGCUCUGGACGUAGCCAUGGUGCUGCUGGCGCAGGAGGAACGGGAGGCAGACGAGUCUCUCGAACCAGAUCUGGCGAUGUACCUCUCGCACCGUUUCCUGGUGCGCAGCUUGGUGUACGGACGCCGCUCUGACGUCUCGCCCACGGUCCGAGCACACGCCAUGCACUGCCUCGCCCAGUGCCUAGAGCUGCCGAGCCACAAUGCCACCAAGUGGAUUCACGAGCUCUUCUCUUCCUCAUCCACUACCGGAUCGCAGACCACGAUGGAGACCGGACACUCCGAGCAGACUCUAAAGAGAGGAGAGACGGCUCAGAAAACUGCCCUGACCUUCCGCACCAUCGAACUGACCAAGCACAAGAGCCGCAGCGCUGACAAGAGCAUGAGCCGCGACGCUACCGCUAUCGAGUAUCAGGAAACUUUGGAUCUGUUUAAACAGCGUGUGAGCGACCCCAAAACCAAUGUCAGGAAAUGUGCCCUCGAGACUAUAAUGAGCCUGGUGAAGCAUGGCGUGAUCACGUGUAGUCCAGGGAAUCUGGCCAUUCUCUCCGAGCGCUGUCGAGAUCCGGCUGUAUCCGUGAAGAAAAAAGCCAUGCAGUGUCUCAUGGAUCUCCUCACCGCACUACCCUGCAGCACAGACGUACAGGAGGCUUGGCUGAGGGGUGUGGUUCCUGCAGUGAUGGACUCUGAGAGCUCUGUACAGGAGAAAGCUCUCGAGUGCCUCAACGACAAAAUUCUCACUCACAUCAAAAGCCAGAGAAGCUUUCGUCAUGACGACACCUUGCAGAGAGUCGCCUGGGACCUGCUGAGACUCAUGUGUGAUAAGUGUCAGGAUCUUGGGCGAUAUUUCAGUAAAGCGUUCGCUGUGUGGUCAAGGCAGGAGAAGUUUUCCACCGCGCUGGUGAACAGUCUGAUCUGGCACACGGAGCAUGAACAGGCCCCGGCCGCGUGGCUGCUGCUGGCCAAAGUGGUCGGCUGCUGCACUAAACUCAACUUGGGCACUAUUCUGGAGGCCUGGGAUUGUACAGUCAGGUCUCCGGUUGUUGAUGUGGCUACAACAUGCCACAUUCUGACGGUCCUCGGUCACAUUGCAACGAGUCUCAAUGAUGAUAGUAAACGCAGGAUCAUCGAUGAUCUGAUGGCCUGGCUGAAGGGCUUCAAUUUACCUCUGGAGGUGAUCAGUGCCAGCGUGGAUGCCCUGUUCAGUCUCGGACAAUCUGACGACAUCAAGGACACCGUGAGCUUCCUGAGCCAGUUCUGUGGAGAGCUGGUGUCCGUGUGUGAGGAGUACCUGUCCACCGUCCUGCUAAACGAGAGAGGGGCAGAGAAUCUAAACCAGGAUCUGCUGGUGAAACACUUGUACACUCUGGGCGUGGCCUCUCUUCACUGCCCUGCCAAAGUGCAAAAGCGAGUCUUCCUCCUCGUUCAGUCUAUUCUCACUACAUCUGAUCAACCCGUGACUGGAGACGGUGCAGAGCUACCAGCCAGUCAGCCCCUCUCCCAGUUUAAGCCAUCUUCCAUGCCGACAGUGGUACGAGCUCAUGCCGUCAUCACAUUAGGGAAGCUGUGCCUGCAGCACGAGGGGCUGAUGGUGCGUUACAUUCCUGCCUUUGCACGAGAGAUGGAGGUCGGCACAGAGUUGGCGGUGCGCAGCAACGUGGUAGUGGUGCUGUGCGACCUGUGCGUACGUUACCCCAACACGCUGAGCCGAUACAUCAACAACAUCUCCACCUGCCUCAGAGACACAGAGCCACUCAUCAGAGAGCAGAGCCUCAUCAUGCUCACCAAUCUGCUGCAGGAGGAGUUUGUCAAAUGGAAAGGAUCUCUGUUCUUCCGAUUCGCCGCCGUCCUGGUGGACCCAGAUCCCUCCAUUGCAGACCUGUGUGAGUACUGCCUGGUGGACCUGCUGCUGAAGAAGAACCCACUGAUGUUCUGUCAACACUUCAUCGAGUGCAUCUUCCACUUCAAUGCCUAUGAGAAGCACAAGAAGUACAACAGAUUCCCACAGACAGAGAGUGAGAAGAGUAGGUUUUCUCUCAAAGGACAGAUGAAUCAGGGCAAACGUUUCAGAAUCUACCGAUUCCUCUUGAAACACUUCACAGAUGAACAGCGCUUUAAUAUCACCACCAGAAUCAGCCAGGAUGUUCUCGCGUGCUUCGUGGAUUCAGAAUUGCCUUUAGAUUCAGAGGGAGCUGAGCUUCUGGCAGACGUGUUUGAUGUUCUUUCGUUGAAGGAGAUCAAGCUGACGGCCAUAAGCGGAGCUUCAACCAACGACGAGGCACCUGACGAUGAAAUGGCUGCUGCUAAAGCCGUGCUGCAGAAAAAGCUCGUCUCCCAGGUGCAGAAAAAGAACUUUGUGGAGAACGUGAUCCCCAUGGUCAUCGCCUUGAAGAACAUGCUGGAGGAGAAGCGCUCACCCGUGCUCAAAGACCUCAUGGCUUACCUGCAGGUGACCAUGCAGGACUACCGAUCUGAGGUGAAGGAGGUCUUUGCAGCAGAUGAGCAGCUGGCUGCAGAAGUGGAGUACAACCUGAAGAUGUUUGAGAAACAAAAGGAGCAGGAGCAGCAGGAGUUGGCGCAGCGGCUUAGCAGUUUCACGCUGUCACCUAGAACUAAAGGUAGCGCAGCUGCGUCUCCAGCUCAAGGGGUCAGAACCACACCCCUGCCAUCUCAGUCUGCUCAGAACACACCAAGAAUGGCAGAUGCACUCAGACGGCGUACCUUUGCAGGAAUGCUGACCCCUGUACAACAGAGACCUUCCCACAGCGUCAGGUCUUCAGGGAUCACAAAAGGAGUUUAUGACGGGAGAGCGAUCAGCACGCCACAGGAGAGCAUCAAUGAAGUGACGUUUGGCGAACAGUUUAGCGCCAUCUGCUACGACGGAGCUGCCGGCAGGACCAGCGAGAAAGUUCUAUAUCUGAUGUCACCUGAGCACGAAGCUUCGGCACCAAGGCAGUGGAACGUCCAGUCUCCCGUCGUCAGGAAAAGCCAACGCAAGAGACAGCAGUUAUGAAAAUGCGCUCAUAUCAUACAGUGCUUUCAAAUAAUCUCUUCAACUACCUGUCUGUUUUCAGUCUCAUGUUUUUUUUUCUACAGUAUCCAUGUUUUCUGUGUGUGUAUAUAAAGAAAUAAACUGGUAAAGAAA